Messenger RNA from Gasterosteus aculeatus aculeatus (three-spined stickleback), 2945 nucleotides. It is a transcript of the gene pink1, whose product is annotated as PTEN induced kinase 1. Gene Ontology annotation, molecular function: ATP binding; protein serine/threonine kinase activity. Lineage: Eukaryota; Metazoa; Chordata; Actinopteri; Perciformes; Gasterosteidae. The record is from RefSeq and is a predicted model, not a curated record. Gene Ontology annotation, cellular component: mitochondrion. Gene Ontology annotation, biological process: protein phosphorylation; positive regulation of mitochondrial fission; autophagy of mitochondrion.
CGAGGACUACCCUGACAUAAGCGGGGCACGACCAUAUUCCCUUUACCGUCCGGGUUGAUCAUGUCUGUGAAACACGCCAUCAGCCGGGGGCUGGAGUUGGGCCGGUCCGCCCUUCAGCUCGGUCUCCUCAAGUCAGGAGGCCGGUUCGCAGCGAAGCUCCGAGCGGACCGUCUCCGCGUCGCGCCGUCGAGCCGCGCCGUCCAGCCUCAGGCUUUCCUGCCGUCUCGGUACCGCUACUACCGCACCUCGUUGAAGGGCCUGGCAGCCCGGCUUCAGUCCGCCGGGUUCGGGCGAAGGCUCGGCGGCGGGUCCCCCCGGAACAGGGCCGCGUUCUGGGCUUUCGGUCUCGGUGUGGGGCUCAUCGAGCAGCAGCUUGACGACGAUAGAAGGAGCGCGGCGACGUGUGACGAGAUCCAGGCGGUGUUCAGGAAGAAAAAAAUCCAGAGUUCAUUCAAGCCAUGCACCUCUGGAUAUAAACUGCAGGAUUACAUCAUUGGGAACCAGAUUGGGAAAGGCUCCAACGCUGCUGUGUACGAGGCUGCAGCUCAGUUGGCGCCUCAGAAGUGCUCCCCGCCUCAGCUGGGAGAAGAGGAAGGGGAGACCGCUCCAACGCUCAGAACCUUCCCUAUGGCUAUCAAGAUGAUGUGGAACAUUGGGGCAGGGUCGUCCAGUGAGGCGAUUUUUAAAGCCAUGUCCCAGGAGCUGGUGCCCGCAGGCCCUCUGGCCCUAAAGCGGGAGGAAGAAGAAAUCACUCUGGAUGGAUAUUUUGGAGUCCUGCCCAAAAGAGUGUCAGCGCACCCUAAUGUGAUCAGAGUGUCCCGGGCCUUCACGGCGGACGUCCCAUUGCUACCAGGUGCACAGGAGGAGUAUCCAGAUGUGCUGCCAGCCAGGCUGAACCCUGCUGGUUUGGGCAACAAUCGCACUCUUUUCCUCGUCAUGAAGAAUUACCCCUGCACACUGCGCCAGUACCUGAAAGUGUCCACGCCAGGCCACAGGCAGGGCUCUCUGAUGGUGCUGCAGCUCCUUGAGGGGGUGGACCACCUGUGUAGACAGGGUGUUGCUCACAGGGAUCUCAAAUCAGACAACGUGCUGUUGGAGUUUGACUCAGAUGGAUGCCCUCGUUUAGUAAUUACCGACUUUGGCUGCUGCCUGGCUCAGGGUGACUCUGAUCUACGGCUGCCAUUCAACAGCACAUAUGUCGACAAAGGAGGGAACGCCUCCCUAAUGGCCCCUGAGGUGGCCACCGCAGUUCCAGGGCGCGGCGUGGUGAUCGACUACAGCAAGGCGGAUGCCUGGGCAGUGGGCGCCAUCUCCUAUGAGAUAUUCGGGCAGCCUAACCCGUUCUAUCGAGCGGUGGGACUGCAGAGCGAGAGCUUCCAGGAGAAGCAGCUUCCUCCGCUGCCCUCCGGUGUUCCAGCUGAUGUGCAGCUAGUGAUCCGAUUCCUCCUCAGGAGAAACCCAAGCAAGCGCCCCAGUGCCCGCGUGGCCGCUAACAUGCUACAUCUUAGCCUGUGGGGACGGAAGGCCCUGGUCAACCAAGACAGCGUUGGCAUGAGGAAGCUUGCUGAUUGGCUGCUGUGCCAGUCUGCUGUGGUUCUCCUGAAGGGCUGCGGUGGACCCAGUGGCAACAAGGUGGAGGCGGAGCUUCAGAGGAGCUUCCUGUCCAACCUGGACCUGGAGGACCUUCGCACUGCUGCGGGCUUCCUCCUCUAUGGGCGAGCGCAGCGUCAGACCUGCAUUCUGUCUGCGUAGAUCCACUCCCACUUAUUCACAUACUAAGUCGAUGUGUCAUUGGUAUAAACAGAAAGGGAGCCCCAAGUUGAAACUUGCUUUGAUUUUUGGUUACACAUCUUUAUUUAGAAUGCUUAUAGUCUUGGCAUUUAAACCUAAUGUGUGUUAAAGGCAGGCAAACUGCUCUGAAACAUGUUAUCUAGAACACUCCUCUAUCAGUGUAUCCCAGGGGUUAUUGUAAUUUAUCAAAUGGUUUUAUUCGCCCCUCAACUUAACUCAAAAAGGGCCGUUAUCUCUUGUGUUCACUGCUAUUAUUGUGAGCAAUAACAACUGAACAAGUGAAUCGGCCCAGAGAGGGAUGGUAACAAUGGCUACCUGUAUUUCUCUUAUGUGAGUGAAUAUGUUCUAUUACAAAAUGCACUUUAGCUAUUUGCUCAAAAAGAUCCAAAGCUACAGUUGUCGUUCCAUGUGUGUUGGUCUGUGUAGAGGCAUUGGACUGAUGAUGGUGAAGGCAAAGGCAGGUAGUCUGAAUUAGAAUACACUACUUAUACCUACUAGGGCAUCAUUCAGUUUCAAAAAGGUAACAUGCAUCCUUUGCACAACUAAUGUGUCUGUCAAACUGUCAGCUAAAAACUGGAUGGGUUUCUUUGACCUAUUUCCUAUCCUAUUGCACAAAAUGCAUGGAAAAAACGUGAAAAAAAGUAUUAUUCCAUGCGAUGAUGAUGGUAGAUGCAGAUCAUGCAGAUUACUGUCUGACUAUAAGGAUGUGAUUUUGAAUUUUUGGGUUUGCACUUGUUAAGAGAGUUUAUUUGUUGGUUAUUACUGUGUGUUCUACGACUUUUCUAUAUUUAAAAGAUGAUGAUUUGAAUAAUGUUUGAGCCUACAUUUGGCAACAUGACAGGCAUAAUAAAAUAAUUAUCCUAUGCACAGUGAGGAAUACAACAUACAGGGUGUGUAUGUUUUCAUACUGAAGAUGGUGAAAGAUAUUUUAGAUACGUGUGUACAGUUAUAUGUCUUUCCUGCUGUUUCAGAAUAAAAGUACCUGUUAGAAAAUACAUAUGAAUGGGUUGUUCAGAUUAUUACAGGCUGGUAGGUUAAAACAUUGGGGAUACUUAGGUUUGAUCAAACCUCAUAGUCUAUUAUCUCAGCUCUGUCAAGUCUUCAGCUCUGUGCCAGUAAAAGGUGCCAAUAAACGAAUGCAUGUCUUUAUAUUA